Diabrotica virgifera virgifera (western corn rootworm) is the source of this 5023-nucleotide messenger RNA. RefSeq lists its product as uncharacterized. The transcript is spliced from 7 exons. The record is from RefSeq and is a predicted model, not a curated record. Gene Ontology annotation, cellular component: membrane. NCBI's taxonomy places the organism in Eukaryota, Metazoa, Arthropoda, Insecta, Coleoptera, Chrysomelidae. Bases 231 to 1106 code for a protein of 291 amino acids.
CUCGCCCGGAGUUCGAGUGUCAUCUACAAUCCGAAGAACUACUUUCGAGCACUCCGUCCGCAGCGCAACGUGUACUCAAACCCGCAAAAAAUCAUUUUCGUGGACCUCUUCACCGACGAAUACCAUGCCCCCGGGCCAUCAGACGCCUGAAUAAAGUUCAUCGUGUGACCUAGUGUUAAAAUUCCUGUGAUUUUGUGGACUUUUUACUGUGCAAAUUUUGAUUAUUAACAAUGCCUUGUUCGGCAGUUACUUUAAGUUUGGCGACUAUUACCUCCAUCAUAGCUGUCGCUCUUCUUGCUAUUGCGUUUACUACGGAUAAUUGGUUGUAUAUCGAAGUAAAGAGGACAGCAAUUCAGAAUUAUCUAAGUAAACAUUCAGAUCCACAAAGCCAGGCGUUGUUAGAAAAUGUGAAUUCAAAAUAUUACUACUACACGAGAACAAAAGGAUUAUUCAGGAUAUGUUACCCAAAAGAAAGGCCGCCUACUGUAAAGACAUACUUGAGUCCUUUGGAAACGCAUUGUAACAAUGUAAAUUACUACAUUCCCGAUGAAAAUAACGAUACCAAGGACUUCACUGACGAUGCUUGGACAAGAUUACAUAUGGGACGAUCCAUGAUAGCUCUCUUUAUCAUAUCGUUCAUAGCUGUCUUUGCUGCCUUCUGCACCGGGGUCACUGGAUGUUGGAAGAGGUCUCCAGGAAAUAUUACAGCCACUGCAAUACUUAUGCUGCUAGCAUGUUUGUUGAGUGCUGGUGCUAUGGGUCUAUGGCACGGAGUGGAAUAUUACGAAAAAGAAAAACAAGUAGGUGAAGAAUUUUACCAACAGUGGAAUACUAUACUCCAAGAAAACACAGACGUGACGUACGAAUGGAGUUUCAUCCUGAGCUGGCUCGGAGUCUUCAGCUCCUUGGGCGCGUCGCUGCUCUUCUUCUUCGCGUCGUGCUGCAUGGGUAACGAGAAAGAGAAAGAAGACCUCAACAAUAUUCAGUACCUGAUGCCAGUGUACCCACAGAAACAGCAAUACGCAUACGGAGGCUACCCUGUUCCUCAACCCUACGCAGGACCGUACUACACCACCGGCUCAGCGUACGGACCCUACAACUACUGACACACUCGAAAAAAAUCGCUAGAAAACAAACGAACAACUUGAAGAGACUGAUGUCUUCGAAUUACCUGUUUUGUACUUAAAUACACAAUUUAAAUACAAAAUAUUUUUGAUAUUUACGAUCAUAUUGUUACAACGAAACUUUUGCGAAUGGUCGAUAGUAAAUAUAGUCCUUGUUGCAACCAAUGUAAGAAAUUCUAAACGUUCAUUACUAUAUUCAGGUUGAAUUUUUGUCUCAGGUUAACGCAAUAUAGGUAAAAUUACUAUUUAUUUGCAAAAUUUUCUGGUAUAGCUGCCAUCAAAUUAUUGCGGAAACCUUACCUUAAGCUUAUUGCAAAGUCAUUUGUAUUUGAAUGGUGUAGUUAAGUUAGUACAGGUAGAAAGUAAUAAAUGAUAAUAUAUUGUACGUUUAAUUAUUAUACCUGCUAUUUAGUAUGUUUACCUCUCAAAACUUAACGAUACCACUCAAAUACAAAUGACUUUGUAAUAAGCUUAAGAAAAGGUUUUCUGCAAUAAUUUUUUGGUAACCAUACAGUAAAAUGCUCAGGGUAAAUGUUAUUUUACCGUCUAGUGUAAUUCUUUUAAUACGAUCUAUUAAGUGUUUUUGUUAAUAGUUAAUUAUGUAGACAAUACAACAGUAGAUACUGGCUAAUAUUCGGAGGGAUUUCAGUACUGCCAAUAUUUUUAUUGAUUUAUUUAAUGUAAUUCACUGUAUAUCUACUUAAACGAGAGAAAUGUCAAACUACGAUCUUUAUCCGAAUAGAUCAUCAUCAAAUAUUUGCUUGUCCAAGGCUGGACAUAGAUCUCCCUCAUAAUUCUCCAUCUGUUUCGAUCUUGUGCCUCUUGGCACAGUUGGCAAAGUUUUAGAUCAUCAGUUCAACGUGUUGGUGGACGGCCUUUGCUUCGGUAGGCAUCAUAUCUCUUUGGUCUCCAUUGCAGUAUCCGCUUUGUCCAUCUGUUAUCUAUCAUUCGAGCCACGUGACCUGCCCAGUCCCAUUUCAGUGUUGCUAUUCUCUCUACAGCAUCGGCAACUCCCGAUCUUCGUCACAGCUAGAGGUUUGGGAUCUUGUCUCGCAGUAAAACGCACAACAUAACAAGCCAAUUGAGCCACACGGAUCUUUUGCACUGUUCUCCCUUUCAUGGUCAAUGUUUCCGCUUCGUAAGUAAACAUUGGCAAAACACACUGAUUAAAGGUUUUUCUUUUAACGACAUAUUAGUAUGUCGGACGAUUUCAAAAUGAGGUUCAACUUGCCGAAGGCUGCCCAAGUCAGUUUUAUAUGAGGGUUGAAGCUCAACGGUUUGGUUAUCUUUUCUUAUGCGAAUCUCGUGACCUAGGUAUUUCUAGUGUAUUACCUGGUCUAUAAAAAUACAGUUUCCUCCACUAAUUUUAUACAUUGGAUAAAUGAUAUAUGAACAUUUAUCUACUCGAAAAAUUCUGAAUAUUAGCAAUGUGUCUAGAUAUUUGAUUAUUUUAUUUUUUCAAAAUAAAAUAAGCUAAUGACAGUGAUGUUGUCCAGCCAAUAUAAAAUUAGAAUCAUUAUGAGUACUUAUUUUGUCUUUCUUCUAAAUACAUUAGUUCAGAAUCACUCACAACUUGCUACAAAGCAGUAAAGAUUUGCUGUAAUGUGAUAUGUAAUGUGUUUUUGUUUAUUUUGAAAAAAUAUUUUUUAAUGUUAAAUUGAUGCCAUCAUAUUCGAUAUCACCUUUAAAACCCAGUAAUUCAAGUUUUUAGUGAAUUUAUAAGAUCCCAGUUAAUGUGUUUUUGUUUAUUUUGAAAAAAUAAUUUUUAAUGUUAUAUUGAUACUAUCAUUUUCGAUAUCACCUUUAAAACCCAGUAAUUCAAGUUUUUAGUGAAUUUAUAAGAUCCCAGUUAAUGUGUUUUUGUUUAUUUUGAAAAAAUAAUUUUUAAUGUUAUAUUGAUGCCAUCAUAUUCGAUAUCACCUUUAAAACCCAGUAAUUCAAGUUUUUGGUGCAUUUAUAACAUCCCAGUGUCUCCUUUCGAUAUCACCUUUGAAACCCAGUAAUUCAAGUUUUUGGUGCAUUUAUAAGAUCCCAGUUAAUGUGUUUUUUUUUUAUUUUGAAAAAAUAAUUUUUAAUGUUAUAUUGAUGCCAUCAUAUUCGAUAUCACCUUUAAAACCCAGUAAUUCAAGUUUUUGGUGCAUUUAUAAGAUCCCAGUGUCUGUUAGGGCUGGAUUUCGCGUACCAAAAAAAAGUUUAUUAAUAGCAAGCUGAAAAUUUUUGAAGUUAUACUUCUUUACGAUCGAGAGUGAAAUUUUAUAAUGCCGGGGGCAUGCGCACACAGACAUUAUGUAGUUCGUUGCUAAUCUUUCAAAUUAUGUAUGUAUCAGCGCAAAUAAGUCAUUAAAAGGAUAUAUUAGUGUUUUUAGUAAAUGUAUUAUUUAUUAUAAUUUUUGUGUCUUUGGAUUUGUCUUCCUCGGGAAUAAGAUGUUUUAUAAUAAUAAUAAGUAUAUUUAAAGUAUUUUUGUAUACUUCACUUGGUCUAUUAAAUUUGUCAGUAUGUAUGAGAAAUCUUGUAACCUGUCAAAGCAAAGGGAAUAUAGCUCAGUGGUAGAGCAUAAAAAGAAAACAGCAAACUUUAUAUAGUAUAUAAAAAAAUGUUUGUCCGACAAGUAUGUUGGGCAUUUUAAUAAGUCCGACACGUAGAACAUGUCAAAUGACAGGAAUUAUGUUGGUGGUAAAUAGCAGUCUGAUUUUUGUAUGAGACUUUAAUGAAAGGGUAACAAAUCAACUGGAAGUUCUGUCCGACAAAAUACAUGGGACGGUUUCGUUCCACAAUUUUCGUAAUCUGUUCCACAAUUAAAACUUCCCCUGUUACAGUGUUUCCGUACAUCAAAGUUUGUCCGACUAGACGGGGUUAAGUUAUUAACAAAUUUUGAGCUUGCUAUUAAUCAACCUUUUUUGGUACGCGGAAUUCAGGCCUAUAUUCCAUACAUUUAACUUACUAAAACAUACAAAAUAUAAAAAUAAUUCUUCAAUAAUUCCAGUACAUGUCUAAAAAAUUGUUUUACUACAAACAUCACCAAUGGUUUAAUUGAUCUAACCAAGUGGUUUUUAUUUUAAGUGCAAUUUAAAGAAAAUUCUUAUUUUCAACAAUCAGAAGUACAGGUUCAGAAUAUACUUUCAAACCAACGUUACUUUUACUAUUCUACUUCUUCGUAUGUUUUAAAUAUAUCUUGUCUUUGCCUUAGCCAUUUACACCUUUUUGGACCAUACUGUACUGUACACCUUAUUGGACUAUAUUGUCCAAUAACAGUGAAGCAUACUUAUAGUUCAAACUCAAGGACUCUUAGUGUGACAGACUGUAAUAUUGUGACGAAUAAGGCACAUGCGCUAUAUUUCUGCGCAGAUGUACAGCGCAAGUACAUCCAGCAAGGUAGUGACAGCUGGCAGUAGCCUGUUCAAGGUAAUACUUCUGAGCUUAUCUGUAACGUUAAGCUACUCUCUACCUAAAUAGAGAGAUGAUACUGCUUCUCUGAGAUUUUCCAUAGAAAUUGAUUAACAGAUGGUGUAUUACAUAAUUUUAUUAUAAGUUUUAUUUUAAACACCAAACUGAUAUGUUGUGACUAUGUAACUCAAAUUUUUAUGUGCGUUAAGGCCUUAAGCAAGCAAAAUAUACGAUAACGUUAUUGAAGUAAAUUUUUACGAACCUGGUAACGUAAAUUAUUAUAAUUAUUAUUAAUAUGUAAACAUUUUGUAUAUAUAUUUUACUAGAAUUAAGUAUAGGUAAUCUACAACCUUAAGAUAUUGUAUAAAAGUGACUGUACUCUGUCGUGAAGUAGGUAUAUACAACGAACAAUUCUAUACAAUGAUUAACAAUAGUUAUUUAUAUAUUUUUUAUAUGUCUUUAUAAAAUAUUUUUAACAAUUUAGGUAAUAAUAAAUAAAAUAAUGUUUUGAUAA